UGCUCCAACCUGAGGAGCGCCUAGCAGCAGCCUGCUAAACCCGCUAGCUGAGGCUAGUUCAGCCGGGGUCCGGGGGUGGCUGUGGGACCAGACUGCUGAGACACUGCGUACUUUUAACCGAGUGGACUAAAAGGAGCCGUAACGCUUCCAAAGGCCCAGGCUUCUUCUGUGAGGCGCGCAGUCCAGUAGAAGCAGAAAAGAUGAUGUGCGAGUCGAUGAAUUGUCCAGGUUUGCCAAAUCCCUUAACGCUACGGAGAACACCAGCAACAACAUCCAUGUUAUCAUGAACUGCCGCUGCGAGCGCAGCGUUACCGUACUUCGCCGUCUAACACGGAGGGGAUGAUUGCUCAUAUUAACUGGCGUAUUUUCAAGAUACGUUUGUUGUCGUGACGAAUAACGUUGAAUAGCGAGACUCGUCGCUAAAACCUCAAACGCUAGCUCCCUCGCUAGCUACACCAUUGGCCAUAGUGAUAGUGUUAGCUAACUAGCCAGUUGUUUACGCUUUAAAAUGGCUGCUGAGGGGGUCUUUUGCUACAACUGAAUGAAUGUUACUUUAAGAUGCUGUGAGUGCUCUACCUGUGCUCUGUGUUUGACACACCAGCUCUUUGGAACAAUGCGCUCGACGUUUCCCUUUGGGUGUUUUUGCUGUAUUGUGCGCUUUGGGGAAUUUUCCACCCCUAACUGCAGGAGGUAACGUAGCUAGCGUUAAGUAACGUAGGAAAUUCCUUCCCUUGUUCGAAAGAAAAAGAAACAAUGAGGCAAGACACCAGCUAUCUCGCCAGAUGAGAUUCAUUUAUUGACCAGCGCGUUGUUUAUGAUGGAUUUUAUUGCCACCCGUGGGGUUUCUGCCACAACCUGAGCGAUUGCGUUUCAGGUAAGAGAGGAAUCGGGUUGCUGUGCGAGCGAGGCUAUGUCAUUCACAGAGUAUCCGUGAUCUCCGAGUGGAUUCCCCCUACUAAUUGAAACAAUCUGGGUACCACGAACACGGGACGAAGCCCAUCGGAAAAGUACGCGAUAUAAUCGUACAGCAAAAUGGAUGGUGCGAAAGUGCUCAGGACCGAGCUGUUUGCUCUGAGACAGAGCGCUCUCACCUGUUUUGGACUGCAGGGCAUGAACAGAUAUCUAUUGCUUUGUGCAAUGUUCUACCUGGUGCUCAUCACGGAUGCCUCGCCCUCUAAAACGUGUGAGAAAAACUGUCUGUCGGGGAAAUGUGUCAACGGAUCUUGCGUCUGUGACCGAGGCUGGGUUGGGGACCAGUGUCAACACUGUCAGGGAAGAUUCAAGUUAACCGAGCCAUCAGGGUACCUAACAGAUGGCCCCAUCAACUACAAGUACAAAACCAAGUGCACCUGGCUGAUUGAGGGCUACCCAAACGCAGUCCUGAGAUUACGAUUUAACCAUUUCGCGACUGAAUGUAGCUGGGACCACAUGUACGUCUAUGAUGGAGACUCCAUUUAUGCUCCUUUAGUAGCUGUAUUCAGUGGUCUCAUUGUCCCAGAGGUCCCGGGGAACGAGACAGUACCUGAAGUGGAGACCAACUCUGGCUAUGCACUCCUGCACUUUUUCAGUGAUGCAGCCUACAACUUGACUGGAUUUGAGAUCUUUUACUCGAUAAACUCAUGCCCAAAUAACUGCUCAGGCCAUGGAAAGUGCACCACCUCCAACUCCAUCGCGAGCCGUGUGUACUGUGAGUGUGAUAAAUACUGGAAGGGUGAGGCCUGUGACAUCCCUUACUGCAGAAACAACUGUGGCAGCCCGGACCAUGGCUACUGUGACCUCACUGGGGAAAAGCUGUGCGUGUGCAAUGACAGCUGGCAAGGUCCAGAUUGCUCUCUGACAGUGCCCUCUACUGAGUCAUAUUGGGUCAUGCCCACAGUGAAGCCUUUUGGGACAUCACUAGGCAGGGCAUCCCAUAAAGCAGUGGUUCAGGAGAAGGUCAUGUGGGUAGUCGGUGGCUACACAUUUAACUAUAGCAACUUCCAGAUGAUUCUAAAUUAUAAUCUGGAUAGUGGCACAUGGAACACUGUAGUCAGCAGUAGUGCGCCUCUGUCGAGAUAUGGCCACUCCCUCACGCUCUAUCAGGAUGACCUCUACAUGUUUGGAGGGAAGUUGGAAAUGGGCUCUGGUAAUGUAACGGAUGAGUUGUGGGUGUUCAACAUACCCAACAAGUUGUGGUCUCGACGGACUCCCAGCACACCUGCUCAUGGUCAGGUCUAUGCUGUGGAGGGCCAUUCUGCACACAUAGCUGAGCUGGACAUAGGCGACAUAGUGAUGGUGGUCAUCUUUGGCUACUCCUCCAUCUACAGCUACAUCAGCAAUGUGCAGGAGUACAACAUCAGAACAAACACAUGGCUGGUCCCCGAGACAAGAGGAGCAACAGUUCAGGGGGGCUAUGGCCACAGCAGUGUGUAUGAUAGUGGCAGUAAGUCUGUCUUUGUCCAUGGAGGCUACAAGUCCCUGCCUGCUAACAAGUAUAGCCUUGUGGAUGACCUGUACCGUUAUGAGGUACACACUCGCACUUGGACUAUUCUGAGGGAGAGUAGUUACCCACGGUACCUCCACUCAGCUGUCCUGCUGGGAGGUACUUUGUUGAUCUUUGGAGGAAACACUCACAACGACACGUCACUAAGCACUGGAGCCAAGUGCUUCUCUGCUGACUUCCUUGCCUAUGACAUUGCAUGUGAUGAGUGGAAGGUUCUCCCCAGACCAAACCUGCACAGAGAUGUUAAUCGCUUUGGACAUACUGCUGUCACCAGUAAUGGGUCUAUGUAUGUGUUUGGCGGUUUCUCCAGCGUUCUGUUGAAUGAUGUGCUGAUCUACAGGCCGCCCAGUUGUGAAGCGUUUCUGGGGCAGGAGCGGUGUGAGGCUGCAGGUCCAGGGGUGCGCUGUAUGUGGAGACGAACACGCUGUGUCUCCUGGGAACCCAGGUUCUCCAGCAACACCAUACCUGCUCCCUUCUGCCCUGCCAAGCCUGCUACAGUGGAUGAGAGGUGUCACCGUUUCUCGGACUGCACCAGUUGUACUGCUAACACUAAUGGCUGUCAGUGGUGUGAUGACAAGAAAUGCAUCUCCGCCUUCAGCAACUGCACUGCUAGUGUGAAAAAUUUCACUAAAUGCUCCAUCAGAAAUGAGCAGAUAUGCAGCAAGCUGGCCAACUGCAAGAGCUGCUCCUUAAAUCUCAACUGCCAAUGGGAUCACCAGCAGCAUGAAUGCCACGCCCUCCCUGCCAAGCUGUGUGGAGACGGCUGGAGUCAUGUGGGAGAUGCCUGCCUGCGCAUCAACUCCAGCAGAGAGAGCUAUGAUAAUGCCAGACACUACUGCAAGAACCUGGGUGGCAUCAUUGCCUCCCUCUCUACUGCCAAACAAGUGGACUUCAUACUGGAGGAGCUGCAGAAGUACCAACAGCAGGAGAAGAAGUUGUCCCCCUGGGUCGGCCUGAGGAAGAUUAAUGUGUCUUACUGGGGCUGGGAGGACAACUCUCCUUUCACUAACACGUCUCUGCAGUGGUUGCCCGGAGAGCCCAAUGACUCAGGCUUUUGUGCCUACCUGGAGAGAGCGCAAGUUUCAGGCCUGAGGGCCAACCCCUGCAAUGCCAAUGCUGACGGACUCAUCUGCGAGAAAGGAGUUGAGAGCCGGAAUGCCCGUCCAUGUAAAACUCCCUGCUCUCUGCACGUCAGCUGUGAGAACUGUACUAGCCAGGCGACUGAGUGUAUGUGGUGUGGCAGCACCAAGCGCUGUGUGGACUCCAAUGCCUACGUCAUCUCCUUCCCUUACGGCCAGUGCCUGGAGUGGCAGACUGGAGACUGUGUUUCUCAGAACUGCUCUGGGUUCCGGACAUGUGGUCAAUGUCUGGAGCAGCCAGACUGUGGCUGGUGUGGAGACCCCAGUAACACAGGGAGGGGGCAGUGCGUGGAGGGCUCAUACCGUGGCCCCAUGAAGAACCUGCCCAAACACAGCCAAGACAUGGUGCUGGACACUGGAAUCUGUCCCAAGGAGAAAGGCUAUGAGUGGGCCUUCAUCCAGUGUCCUGCAUGUCAGUGCAACGGCCACAGCACAUGUGUGAAUGGUAGUGUGUGCGAGCAGUGUCGUAACCUCACUACUGGCCCACACUGUGAGACCUGCAUGCCUGGUUAUCAUGGAGACCCCACCAAUGGAGGAAAAUGCCAAGCCUGUAAAUGUAAUGGCCAUGCCAAUGUGUGCCAAGUGCUGACAGGGAAGUGUUUCUGCACCACCAAGGGGAUCAAAGGAGACCAGUGUAACCUAUGUGAUUCAGAGAAUCGUUACCUUGGCAACCCUCUGAGAGGAACCUGUUACUACAACCUGCUGAUUGACUACCAGUUUACCUUCAGUCUUCUUCAAGAGGAUGACCACUACUACACUGCCAUUAACUUCAUGGCCACUCCUGAACAGACCAACAAAAAUUUGGACAUGUCCAUCAAUGCGUCAAACAACUUUAAUCUGAACAUCACUUGGUCUGUUGGAUCAACAGCGGGUACCAUUUCUGGAGAAGAAGUUCCCAUUGUGUCUAAGACCAACAUUAAAGAACACAGGGACAGCUUCUCCUGUGAGAAGUUCAGCUUCCGCAGCAAUCCCAACAUCACCUUCUAUGUCUAUGUCAGCAACUUUUCAUGGCCAAUCAAAAUACAGAUUGCCUUCUCUCAGCACAACAGCAUCAUGGACCUUGUGCAGUUCUUUGUUACAUUUUUCAGCUGUUUUCUGUCUCUGUUGCUGGUAGCUGCAGUGGUGUGGAAGAUCAAACAGACCUGCUGGGCAUCAAGACGACGGGAGCAACUGAUGAGGGAAAGGCAGCAAAUGGCAAGCCGCCCCUUUGCUUCGGUUGCCAUGGCACUGGACGUGGGAGGUGACCAGGUGGACCUGCUGCAAGGAGGAAUUGAGGGCCCUCCCAAACCUGUUGCCAUGGAGCCCUGUUCAGGGGGGAAAGCUGCAGUGCUGACAGUGCUCCUGUGCCUCCCACGAGGACCAUCAGGGGUUCCACCACCUGGACAGUCAGGUAUUGCCAUUGCCAGUGCGUUGAUUGACACCUCUCAGCAGAAGCCCAUGGACUUUAAAGAGAAGUGUCAGGGCUUGAAAAACCGCAAAGCUCUGCCCACUGCUCACCAAGGCACAUGUGUGUGAGAGACUCGUUGCUUCCUCUUGCCGGGCCUCUCCUUUGCCAGAGUGCCCUGCUCUGAUCCACUGCUGCAGACCACCAGCAGCUUCUGUGUCCAGAGAGAGCCCCCCAGUGAUGGGAUUAAAUCAAGUAGCAGAGUGCUUUUUCUCCUUCCCCUCAAUCAUUACACACUGUAACACUAUGGGUCAUUGCAACACUAUGCUUAUACCAAACAUAUCCCAUGCUCCAGCAUACCCCUCCGCUGCUCUUUGGUCUUAUCUUAUCAUCUGCUCACCUGUUUCUCCUUUUUCAGCACAUAGCACAGUUCCUACACCCACAUGCUUACUGCAAGUCUCCUCUGAACUUCCCUCGAGCCCCAUCCGAGUUCAGUCUAGUUUAUUUAGUGUACCUGCACUCUGCAGGCCCUAUCUGUGAGACCUCAUGGUGACUACCAGCAGCCAUUCAGCCCUUUUUUGCAGAACUGCAGUUAGUGAAAGGGCCUAUUCCACUAACCCAUUCACAGCCUCAGUAACUGGCCAAGCACAAAUGUGCUUCUGGCCUGGCCUGGUUUCUAUUUUCAGUGAAUGAAUAUGUCCCCAUACUGGGGUGUCAGAGCAGAGGACUUGUAUGAUACAUGUUGCGUACCUAGCGGUAGAGCUGCUGAAGGUAAUUUAUGAACUAUUGAUGAUGUUGUAAAUGGGUGUAAAUCCCACUUGUUUGCUUGCUAGGUAGACAGUCUGUGUUUGCUAAGGAGCUUCUUAAUCACAAUUAAAUGCAUUUCUAGCCUUCUGGGCGUUUUACUUCAAAUCCAGCAAAGAGAAAAGUCUAAUGCUAUAUAUAGCAUUGUGGGUUGUACUGUUUGGUUGUUUCAGAUUUGGGGGAAAGUGAUAAUGUUUGAUUAAAAAAAAAAUCCAUUAUUUGCUAGCGAAAUCUUGUUUCAGCUGUCUGCUAUUCUGGCAACAUUUUUGCAUGAACUGCACACUAGAUGCUUUGAAACAGUUUGUAAUUUGUAAGUCAGAAAAACAGUCUAUUCAGUUUGGUAUCCGAGUGUACAGCCAUCCACAGCCUGCCACCAGUAGCUACAUAAUGCAUAGCAUCCUGGUGAAGAGGGCUAUGCAGGAGACAAUGGGUGCUAUCGAAACGGUCCAAGAACUGGAACACCAGGUGUCAUCCACUAGUCAUAGAAACAGGAAGGUGAUGUGAUGAACCUGGAGUUUAGAAAUUGUAAGUAAUACAGGGGCUCAGUGCCUUUGUUGUAUAUUACUCUUGCUAUAUAAUGCUAAGGAAUAGGCUAACAGAAAAGCUUUUGUUGUUAUUAGUAUUUUUUUUGUUUCUUCGUUUCUCUUUAUUUGGAAUGGCCCGGUACCGAUUCAGAUGAAAGUUGUGUAUUGACUUUGCAGUAAAACUCUUUAUAAUGGAUUUUUGGACUCCUAAGUUUCACAUAUUGUGAAUGGAGAAGAUGGCCUUUGAACAAAGACUCCUCAUCCAUUGAAGGCCUGUUUCCUCAAGCUCCAUUCUUCUCCUGUACAGCAGCCCCAAAUGUUCGAUCACCACUAGCUCCUCUGCAGUCCCCACAGCUCAAUCAGCCAGUGCACUUUGUCCCAGUGGCUGAUAGAGCUCAUAUGAUGAUGCUGGGAGAAGCACACGAACAUUACAGGACUGAAAGGAGAUGAGCUGAACAGGCUGUCACAGGCAGCCUCUUCUUUAGGAUGGUGACGAGAAAGUGUACAGCGCCCUUCCCUUCGCGUGUUUGCGUUACAUGGAUCUAAACAUGUGAAUCAAAUGUGAAUCACUCGGUUCUUCAUCUAGCUAUUUUAAUGUUUCAUUCAUGUUUUUUUUUAUUCAUUUUUUGCUGUUUUUAAUAAAGUAUAUUAAAAGGUCACAUUUAUUUAGGGCCCAUUCUCUGUAUAAUACUCAUGAUGAUUAUGAUGAUGAAGAAAAACAUGUCUUUUACAAUGUUUGUGAAAAAGAAAUGUUGACGUUUUGUUUUGAUAACUGAUUCCUGUGUAAUACCUCUUGUUAUAUAACUUUAGUCAUUGGAGUCAUGUAGUUAGCUUCAGUGACCUUUUUUUUCUUUUCUUUUCUUAUGUAGACAGUUGCAGUUUGUUGCAGCUGCUCCUGUACAGUAUUUUGGGCAUUUGUAGUUACUCUUGUGAGUCACAUAUGAAUAUGAACUACACUUUGAUCAUGUUUGAUUUUAAACACCACCUGUGAAUGAGAGUAGCUGUAUCCAGUAGAUCCACAGUGUACGGUCUUACACAGGAAUCAUCUCUCACUGUAAUUUCAUAGAGAAAAAGAUGAACGAAGCAUUCAUUCUUCAGUGCAUAUCAUUAAUCUUCAAUGUAUUUUAAAGAUGGACAGAAAAAUAAAACACUUGAAUAUUCCUAGG
This is a messenger RNA of Pygocentrus nattereri (red-bellied piranha), 7499 nucleotides long. RefSeq names its product attractin-like 1b (gene atrnl1b). Gene Ontology annotation, molecular function: protein binding. The record is from RefSeq and is a predicted model, not a curated record. Bases 1033 to 5136 code for a protein of 1367 amino acids. Gene Ontology annotation, cellular component: Golgi apparatus. The transcript has 29 exons. Lineage: Eukaryota; Metazoa; Chordata; Actinopteri; Characiformes; Serrasalmidae.